Salvia hispanica is the source of this 2093-nucleotide messenger RNA. RefSeq names its product multicopper oxidase LPR2-like. Gene Ontology annotation, biological process: cellular response to phosphate starvation. The record is from RefSeq and is a predicted model, not a curated record. Gene Ontology annotation, molecular function: copper ion binding; oxidoreductase activity. Lineage: Eukaryota; Viridiplantae; Streptophyta; Magnoliopsida; Lamiales; Lamiaceae.
CAAUCCUCUCUCUCUCUCACACACACAAACACACACUAAACUCCUUUUCUUAUCUCCUCAAAGUUUCAUGUGAAGCUUCACCAAAACAUCUCAUUCUUUGCUGUCUUCUCUCUCUCUCUCUCACACACACACACUAACACAAAAACCAACUAAAAAUGGUGGGAAAAGAGAAAUUGGUGAUGAUUUAUUUCCUAAUAAACAUAAUCCUAGUGAAUUUUGCAUGGGCUGAAGAAGAUGAAGUGAUAAAUCCAUCAAAAUUGGAGAUGUUUGUUGAUGUACUUCCCGACAUGCCUAGAAUCAAAGGCUUCGAUUUCGCCCACGAUUCUCCAGUUCCGACCAACCUCAAUAUUGGAAUGUAUCAAAAACUUUGGAAAUUUCAUAGAGAUUUACCUGCAACACCAGUUUUUGCAUAUGGCACAACAAAAGAAAAUGCAACAGUUCCUGGGCCCACAAUUGAAGCCCUUCAUGGAAUUCACACACACAUAAAAUGGAUCAAUUAUCUCCCUUCAAAACACAUACUACCAUGGGACCCCACAAUCCCAACAGCCACACCUCACAAGAGGAAGGGCAUCCCCACCGUGGUGCACCUCCACGGCGGCGUCGACGAGCCCCAGAGCGACGGCCACUCGGGAGCAUGGUUCACGGCCCGGUUCAAGGACCGGGGCCCGUCUUGGACGAGAAAAACCUACAACUACCACAACUUACAACACCCUGGGACACUAUGGUACCACGACCACGCCAUGGGGUUGACCAGGGUCAACCUCCUGGCUGGACUAGUUGGCGCCUACGUCAUCCGCCAGCCAAGCCUUGAGCGGCCGCUUGGCCUCCCCUAUGAUGAGGAGUUUGACCGCCCGUUGGUCGUGUUUGACCGUAGCUUCAACAAGGACGGCUCGAUCUACAUGGACCCCAAGGGGAACAAUCCAACCAUCCAUCCCCAGUGGCAGCCAGAGUACUUUGGCGACGCCAUCGUGGUCAACGGGAAGGCGUGGCCUUACAUGACCGUGCGACGAAGGAGAUAUAGGUUUAGAAUCAUCAACGCCAGUAACGCGAGGUUCUUCAACUUCUCCAUCGACAACGGUCUGAAAUUCGUCCACGUAGGAUCCGACACAACGUACAUUGAAAAGCCGAUCACGACCAGUUCCUUUGUGCUAGCGCCGUCCGAGAUUGCUGACGUGGUCGUUGACUUUUCAAAGUCAAAGUCAAAAUCAGCAAUAUUGACCAACAGUGCAGCAUAUCCAUACCCUUCAGGUGACCCGGUCAAUGCAGCGAAUAGCAAGGUCAUGAAAUUCAUCAUCAAAUCCGAACACGAAGCUGACACCUCGACAAUCCCAAAAAAACUGAUCAAAUAUCCCCCACCAAGUCUAUCUGCCACGGGGGCGCUGACAAGGCACAUCGCUCUGUACGAGUACACGAGCCCCAUCGAUGAGCCCACACAUCUCUACAUCAAUGGCUUGUCCUAUGAGGCCCCGGCCACAGAGACGCCUAAAGUCGGCACCACAGAGAUAUGGAAUGUGAUCAAUCUAACGGAGGACAACCAUCCGUUGCACAUACAUUUGGGACUUUUCGUGGUUCUUGAUCAGACGGAGCUGGUGGAUGUGGACAAGUUUAAAGAGUGUAUGUCGAAGUACAAUGACGCUAUCAAGUGUGGGGUCCACAAGUAUGCUGUGGGCCGGAAAACAGAGGUUCCAGCCCACGAAAAGGGGUGGAAAAAUGUGUUCAAGAUGAUGCCCGGACACAUCACUAAGAUACAUGUGAGGUUUUCUUACAUUCAUUCGAACGAGUCGUAUCCGUUCGACGCGACUGCUGAACCGGGUUAUGUGUACCACUGUCACAUUUUGGAUCAUGAGGAUAAUGCGAUGAUGAGGCCAUUGAAGUUCACGCACUGAUGGUGAAAUGUGUUAAUUUUGGUGUGGUGAUUUGAUAUAUAGUUUCAACUAAGGCAAAGUUUAAGAGUAAUCUUGCAAAUAGUGAGUGUGAAGAUGUUGUGUAGCAAUAGCUAUAUAUAUGAUGUCUAAUGUCCAAAAUCAAGUAUAAGUAGGAGGCAUCACUAUUCCUAUUCGAACAACAAUAAUAUACUACUCCAUAUUGAUAAA